This is a messenger RNA of Dichotomopilus funicola, 1350 nucleotides long. Its product is annotated as sulfide quinone-reductase. The coding region runs from base 1 to 1350 and encodes 449 amino acids. Gene Ontology annotation, molecular function: FAD binding; sulfide:quinone oxidoreductase activity. NCBI's taxonomy places the organism in Eukaryota, Fungi, Ascomycota, Sordariomycetes, Sordariales, Chaetomiaceae. The record is from RefSeq and is a predicted model, not a curated record. Gene Ontology annotation, cellular component: mitochondrion. The transcript has a single exon.
AUGGCCAGCCGACUCCUUCUGCGUCCAACCGCCGCCUCCAGCCAGGUACUCGGGCUCAAACAGGCCCGGGGAUUCGCCUCAGUCUCCCCCGUCUCCCCAGCACGCAACCACAAAGUGGUCGUCGUCGGCGGCGGGUCAGCCGGCCUCGCCAUCUCCCACCAGCUCCUCCGCACCAACAAAUUCACCCAAGACGACAUCGCCAUCGUCGACCCCGCCGAGUUCCACCACUACCAACCCGGCUGGACCCUCGUUGGCGGCGGUCUCAAAGACAAAACCUCUCUCCGUCGCCCUUUGGCCUCCCUCCUCGAUCCCAAACUCAAACUGUACGCUGAGCCGCUGGCUACGUUCACUCCGGAGGAUAAUUCCGUCACCCUUGGAAGCGGCGCAAAGUUAACCUACGACCAGUUGGUGGUCGCACCCGGGAUCAAGGUUGAUUUGGCUAGUGUGAAAGGCCUCCCCGAAGCCGCCUCCAACCCCUCCGCCAACGUCUCCACCAUCUACAACUUCGACACCGUCUCCAAAACCUUCCCCACCAUCCAGCGCCUCACCAGCGGUCAAGCCAUCUUCACCCAGCCCGCAGGCGUCAUCAAAUGUGCCGGCGCGCCGCAAAAGAUCAUGUGGCUCGCCCUCGACCACUGGAAGCGCGCGGGGUUGUACCAGCCUAACGCCUCCGAAUCACCGAUUAAGAUUGCGUUUGCGACGGGGUUGCCCGUGAUGUUUGGCGUGCCGAAGUACAGUGCCGCGUUGGAAGCGUUGAGGGUGGAGCGCGGGGUGGAGGGGUUGUUUACGCAUGAUUUGGUUGAGAUUGACGGGAACACAGCAAUCUUCGCGCGUCCGGACGGGCAGGAGAAGGUGCGGAGGAAGUUUGAUUUCUUGCAUGUUACGCCGAAGAUGGGGGCGCACAGGUUUGUGGCGGGGAGUCCGUUGGCGAAUGCCGCGGGGUAUGUGGAUGUGGAUGAUGCUACGUUGAGGCAUAAGAAGUUUGGGAACGUUUGGUCGGCCGGGGACGCGAGUAGUUUGCCGACUAGUAAGACGGCUGCUGCUAUUACUGCGCAGGCGCCGGUGCUGGUUAAAAACUUGGUGCAGGCGCUGGAAAGUAAGGGGGCGGAGGCGGAGCCGGGGUAUGAUGGGUACACGUCGUGUCCGUUGCUGACGGAGUAUGGGAAGGUGAUGCUGGCGGAGUUUAAGUAUGGGGGCGUGCCGAAGGAGACGUUUGGGGGGAAAGUUGGUGCGUUGGACCAGGCGACGCCGAGGAGGGCGUUUUGGUGGUUGAAGAAGGACUUUUUCCCGUGGGUGUAUUAUUCGGCCAUGGUUAAGGGGACGUGGGGGGGGCCUAAGGGGUGGUUGUAG